UUUAUGAAAUGUUUGGUAUUUCCCAGUUCUGGUAUUUGUUUUUGCCUUUGCUUAACCUCUCACCCAAAAAUGGCGACGUCCAAGGGUGCUAAUACGUAUAACAGACAGAAUUGGGAAGAUGCUGAGUUUCCAAUUCUUUGUCAAACAUGCUUGGGAGACAAUCCAUAUAUACGGAUGAUGAAAGAAAAGUAUGGCAAGGAGUGCAAAAUUUGUGCCCGGCCAUUUACAGUGUUUAAAUGGUGUCCUGGUGCUCGAAUGAGGUUCAAGAAGACAGAAGUCUGUCAGACUUGCAGCAAAAUGAAGAAUGUUUGUCAGACUUGUCUUCUGGAUUUAGAGUACGGUUUACCUGUCCAAGUUAGAGAUGCAGCACUUAAAGUUCAGGACAAUAUGCCCAAGUCAGAUGUAAAUAAAGAAUAUUAUACACAGACCAUGGAGAGAGAGAUUGCUAACAGUGAUGGCAUAUCUCCAGUUGGAGCAUUAGCAGGUAAAGCACAGACUCCUAGUGACAUGUUGCUUAAACUGGCUAGAACAACCCCUUAUUACACAAGAAAUCGACCACACAUCUGCUCUUUCUGGGUAAAGGGCGAAUGUCGCAGAGGUCAAGAAUGCCCAUACAGGCAUGAAAAACCCACAGACCCAGAUGACCCCCUGGCAGAUCAAAAUAUCAAGGAUAGAUUCUAUGGUAUGAAUGACCCUGUGGCCAACAAAUUACUUACUCGUUACAGUAGUUUACCCAAACUGGAGGCUCCUGAAGACAGGACAGUAACAACACUAUAUGUUGGCAAUUUAGGUGAUAAAGUUGGUGAGAAGGACUUAAGGGACUAUUUCUAUCAGUUUGGAGAAAUUCGAUCCAUCAACUUAUCCAAACAACAGUGUGCCUUUGUGCAGUUUACCUCUAGAACUGCUGCAGAGGCAGCUGCUGAAAAGGCUUUUAACAAAUUGAUACUGAACGGCCGCCGUUUAAAUAUAAAAUGGGGUCGAUCUCAAGGUCAGCUGGCAAUAACAAAGAAGGAAGAAACCAUUUCACAAGUUCCCCUAGAGCCAGUUCCUGGCUUGCCACAAGCAUUGCCCAUGCCACCUGAAGAGCUAACAAACAACUAUUUCAAUCUGACUGGGCCUGCCCCUGGUUCUCUUCCUCCCUUUGGAAUGCCUAGAGCUCCACUAAGAGGUGCACCUAGGCCAUUCCCACCUGCUAUAAGGGGGCCACCACCAGUACCAUUUGGAGGAAUGCCAAGAGGUCUUCCACCACCAGGAUUGAGACUUCCUCCACCCCCACCAGGUAUACUACCUGUUAGACCUCCCCCUGGAGCACCUGCUGGCCAGCCACAACAGCCGCAGCAGCAACAACCAAUAAGAGGUUCACUGCAUGUUCAUUAUCCAUCUCAAGAUCCCACCAGAAUGGGGGCCAUUCAGUCAUCUUCAUCUGCUACUACAUAAAUAUUGUCCAAAAGGACUGUCCCAUCAUAACUGUUAUCAGUAGUCACAGUUUUUAGUUGCUCCAAAUGAAUACCCUGUCAACAUUGGAAUGAAAGUUUGUGCGAGUGUGGCCUAUGGUAAUGGUGUCUUAGUGUUGUAUGUAGGACUAUUGACGUUAUAGUGAACCUCUUGUGCUCUAUAUUAUUGUUAUCACUGCUUCUUACAAUGUUUCUGUUAGUAUAAUGUUAUGGUCAUGCAUAUGUAUUUGUUGGAGUAUUGAUAGAAUUUAAUUUGCAAAAACCCACUCUAAUGUAAUUGUGUGCAAACACUAUUUUACAUCGUACCUUAGCAUUUUGUUGAUCUUUUUGACUUAUUAACAUGUUGUAAUUCAACAAAAUUCAGUUGGUUUUUUGUUUUUAUUCUGUGUGAUAUGAACAGUUGAGUUCAUAGACUUAUUAAUAUUUUACAAAA
Molecule: messenger RNA, 1887 nt
Organism: Biomphalaria glabrata
Lineage: Eukaryota; Metazoa; Mollusca; Gastropoda; Planorbidae
Product: pre-mRNA-splicing factor RBM22-like
Exons: 9
Coding region: 4-1437 (477 amino acids)
Cellular component (GO): Prp19 complex; U2-type catalytic step 1 spliceosome; U2-type catalytic step 2 spliceosome
Molecular function (GO): U6 snRNA binding; metal ion binding; pre-mRNA binding
Source: RefSeq, a predicted model, not a curated record